CAACUCAGAUACUGUCCGUGUCACACGGUCAUAGUCCAAAAUUCUGAUGUAGUGAGAUAUCAUUACAUAAAGGUGUGGCAUGACAGCCAACGUCUUGUAAUUGUACUUUAAACUAUCAUUAAACUUUGAAAUAUCCUAGAUUCAAGGGACACUAAACACUGCAGACCAGCUACGAACAUGUUUUAAAAUGAAAUUUCAAUGGUAGCAGAGCACAUGCAGGUUGUCAAAUCAAGUUUUUCAGAUUUAAAAAUGACUACGACCCAAACAACAACAAAAUGACAGCUACGACAAACAGACAGUUACCCACAGCAAUGAGAGAUGAGGCACGAAUAUUUACAUUUAUUGAACUUUUUCUACAAAUAUGGCACAUUAGACAUUAUUAAUGGAUGCUCCUCCAGAAAAACAUUAUAUUUUGUCAAAGAGAUAAUUACUUUUUUUAAAUAUAAAGUUGUGUUGGAUUGUUUAAACAUUCCUGUUCCUAUUCCACGCCCCAACAUAAAAAUAAAGUAGUUGGAAAGGAAGUUAUUAAAAAAAAAUCAUACAGCCUGCAUUGGCCAUACAACAAAACAAAACAGGCAGUUGACAGGCUGUAGCACACAAACACACAAAACACGCGGUCACUUUCUAACACAGCCACCUCAAAACAUACAAAAACAUACGUGACAUCAUAUAUGAUGCAAUAAAGGUAAUCAAAAGGACAAAAAAGCCCUAAGGCAUACUGGCAUCAACGUCACGUCUACGUGUUAUGUCAGGUUCCCACGCUAAAUGUAAGGCUUUAAUGCAACAUUAAGUUAAAAAUGUAACGGUAAAAAUAUCGUGGACGAAGGAAAGACAUGAUUACGAUAAGAAAGGGACGACGUUGAGGAAAAGCGACGGUUAGAAGAACCGAAGGAACAAGUAAAAGCAGUCAACAAACAAGCAAAAAGAUAUUGAAAGUAGGUCUCGUUGUGAGCAAAAAUGAAAUCUGAAAAUACGGAGCCUCGGGCUUUGAGGAGAUCGGCACGACAGGCGUCCAGCCGAGCAAUUCGUUAUGAACCGACCCCCAGGGGUCCACUGAAGAGAACCAAAAAAACUCCUGUAAACAAAGCCCCCGCUCCCCCCGCCGUGGUCAACGGUUCCAAAGAAAAGGAGGAGAUUGUAGAAGAUGGAGUCUCCCCUAACAAGAAGAGUCGACUGGAGACAGAAGGAGCAGUGGACAGGAGUGGUGACGAGAAUGAGAUGGAGGUUCAGAAGCCAACUGAAGCUGUGAAUGAUAAGGAUGAGGAAAUGGAUACAGAGAUAAAAGAUUCCACCCAUCCCACUCAUCCGAACAAACCUUUUCAAGGCCCAGCUGGAGAUUUUAAUGUAUUUCCUCAUGUGGUUCUCCGUGAACGCUGCCAGCCUCAGGCUAUAAUUGGGGAUGCAGAUCUGCCAAAAGUAAUACUAGAGCGACCACGAACCAAAAAACCUGCAGCUUCCACCAAGUCAGCAGAGCAAGUCAGACCACCAGUAAGCAGAUAUGACAUACCAGUCACUAAAUUCAGUGUGGCUGACUACCAUGACAAGCUGGGGUCGAUACCCAGGGCAGCUGUCAAGCCAAGUCUGUAUCAAUCAUCAGAGAAAUCCAGCACAGUUCACCAUCGUUUAAAUCUCAUUCCUAAACACAAAGAACCUGUUCCACGCAAGAAAGAACUGUUAAAGAAAACAAAUAUCAUCAAGACAAGUCCUGGACAUUCCUAUAGAGGGUUCAUGUGGUAUUUAUGGUGUGUGAUUCUACUGAUGCUGAUGAGUUCUGCUGUCUUGCUGGUGUACAUGAAAACUCUUGUCCAUCAAAGGGUCACAAAUGAGGAAAGGUAUUUAACCAAGACUCCAAACACAGAAAUGUUUGCAGUGCAAUUUUCAGUUUUGGAGGCUCAGUUUGUCAGUCAGCGCGAUGAGUUGUGGAGACGAAGCAAGAUCCACCUGGAAAAGCACCUUAGAACAGCUGAGCCCACAGAACCAGUGAGUCUGAUCAUUACUGCCGGACACAAGGCUGAGAAAACACUGCAGUGUCUGGCACAAAAAAUGGCUUCCUCCUUCUCAUCUGCCCUCAAUGGCAGUGUGCUCCAAAUUGAUGGAGUCAGUAAAGCAGGCCAAAACAGUGACCAAGUAAAACUGGACAUUGACAGACAGUUGAAGGAAGCCUUUGAGGGUGAUAAACCCGUGGCAGUUAUCCAUCGCUUUGAGGAGCUGCCUUCUGGGUCGACCCUCAUUUUCUACCGCUACUGUGACCACGAGAAUGCAGCUUACAAGCAGGUGUUUUUGUUGUUCACUGUACUACUGCCUCAGGACGAAGUUAGCAGCCAGCUGCAUCUGAAUGAUGUGGAGGAGAUGGUGCAGGACUACAUCAAAGACAGGUUGGUGGGUUCAAGCAGCCAAAGUUCCUUCAAUGAGAUGGACACUGACAAAUUUCCUGGACUGUGGAGCCGAAUCUCACACCUUAUUUUGCCUGUGGUGUCUGAGAAGGAAAUUGAGCAGAAAGGAUGCUGAACAGGAUACACUAGGAACCAAUGUGAACAGGUGAUUCUUUCCACAUACAAACACACAUAAAAUUAAAGUAUUUAUGCUGGAACUGUCCACAUAGAUGUGUUGUAAAGAUGUGGUAUGCAGUCAUUUUCAUGUAUAUGGAAAGUAUUUGAAAAUUCAUUUAGAAUUCCCUUUCCCCCAUUCUGCUUUAAAGCCAGUUGUUGCUUGAGUGCGCUGAUAUACUAACGUUAUGAAUAAAUUCUCCUUAAACAUUUUUUCAAUAGGAAAUAGUCUUCAGUCAAAGAAAUAAUUUCUACUGGAGGAAGGGCACAGUAAGGGUGUGUUAACAUAGUAUAGUGAGUCUCCAGUCAUAUGUGUGGCUGCAGCAGCACUGGGACAACAAUGUCCCAUUGCUGUACUUUAAUGAAAAUGGAAAACUUUCCACCAACUCUCUAAUAACCUAUAGUUAGGGUCUGACACUGGGUUUUCUCUAGAAAUGUAUUUCACUUUACAAUAAUCUGUCUUCAUUGAGGUUAUUUUUUGGUGUUAAAUUAACCAAAGCAACCACAUCAAAUUGUUGUUUACACUUAAUUUAUUGGGGAAAAUGUCUGCAUACUAUAUCUAAAAGGUUUUGGAAUCGCUUUAAGCUUUCUUUCAGAGAGACCACAUUUAGUUUUCUACCCCAGUUUUAAAUGUGUACACUGGGUUUUUGUAGUGAUCAUCAUCAUCUUUGCAUUUCCAAAUCAGGUGAAGUGUAUAUUCUUAUGUGAAAAAAAAAUGAAUAAGAAAUAUUUGAUUCAGUCUGUUUAGCAUACAUUACCAUCAUGUAAACAAUUUCUCUAAGUCAUUCUUUAAGAUAUAAAAAUAAUCUUUUUUUACAUGUUUAUUAUUCUGUGAUAUAUUUUCACAGUUUCGAUUGAUAUACCGGAAUGUUUUGGGGGUUUUUUGGUACAAUUUGCACUUGAAAGAUUUUAAUUUGUCACUUAGUCAGCAAUAGAACUGACUUUUAAAAAGAAAAAAAUAUUUUGAAAAAAAAAAAAAAAAUCUCUGUUGUCUGUGUAUAUAAACCAGAUACAGUUUGUUAUUUUCUAAGAAAUAAGCAAUGGCAUAAAGAAAAAUACUGAAUUUACUGGUAAAAUAUUUUCAGCAAGAAACCACAGGUUCUAAAGUUGUACAAACAUUUUGAGCAAGUUUCACAAAAUGUGCCUUAAACACUGUGUCAGCAGCACAAAAAAUGUGUCAUGUGAUCCAGUAUGUCACAUUGAUGAGGUAUAUUAUAGAUUGUGUAUUUGAUAGUGAAAUUCUUUCCUGUUUUUUUUAAUUAACAUUUGCCAGAAUCUGGAUAUUUUCAAUAAAGAUUAUUUUGAUAUAA
Molecule: messenger RNA, 3856 nt
Organism: Cynoglossus semilaevis (tongue sole)
Lineage: Eukaryota; Metazoa; Chordata; Actinopteri; Pleuronectiformes; Cynoglossidae
Product: torsin-1A-interacting protein 2-like
Exons: 9
Coding region: 958-2508 (516 amino acids)
Biological process (GO): membrane organization
Cellular component (GO): membrane
Molecular function (GO): ATPase activator activity
Source: RefSeq, a predicted model, not a curated record